AUGAGGCUGUGUUCAUUAUCGUAUCGUUCGUUCAAGUUUGUAAAUCUUGGUAGGCUACGUUACGCAGAGGGACUAGAACAACAGAAGAAAUAUCUUGAUAUUGUGAAGAAACAUAAAGUACAGGGAGAUUGCUUAAAUUUUCUUCUUGUGGUGGAACAUACUCCUGUAUAUACUGUGGGAAUUCGGUCAGAAUUAUACCCCGAAGAUGAAGAGAAUAGGUUACGAAGACUGGGUGCUGACUUUCACAGAACAUCUCGCGGCGGGUUAAUAACGUUUCAUGGUCCGGGGCAGUUAGUGAUCUAUCCGAUAUUUGAUUUAAAGCGUAUCGCUGCACGUCCCAUUGGAGUUCGACGAUAUGUAGAGAUGAUUGAACAAGUGCCACUAGCGGACAAAUGGGAAUGA
Molecule: messenger RNA, 402 nt
Organism: Angiostrongylus costaricensis
Lineage: Eukaryota; Metazoa; Nematoda; Chromadorea; Rhabditida; Metastrongylidae
Source: the annotation of a GenBank genome assembly